Molecule: messenger RNA, 858 nt
Organism: Opisthorchis viverrini
Lineage: Eukaryota; Metazoa; Platyhelminthes; Trematoda; Opisthorchiida; Opisthorchiidae
Exons: 4
Coding region: 1-858 (285 amino acids)
Source: RefSeq, a predicted model, not a curated record
AUGCAUGAGCCAGACAAGGAAGUCAUGUCUGGAUAUGCAGACGUCACGAAACAGACUUAUGAAUCAACUGUUCACCGAGUCUCCAUGUUCGUACGACUGUUAGAGGUUGCACUCCGCGUGCUGAAUGUUCACAUGACUUCGCUAGACCUCGACAUACGUCAUGUGACUUUGACAAACAACGGUCGCGUUAUAAUGGUUGCUUUGGCCGCCUACAUAUUAGCCGCUCAGAAACGGAAACAAUUUGACAAGUUGGACGUCUUCGAGGGAGGUCCUGCGCGUUUGCUUGAAAUAGCCUACACACCUGAUUCAAACGAACCGUAUCAUUUGGGGGGGUCCCACUCUGAUGGUUCGAUAUCUAAUGCUGAUCUUCUGGUCUUUAUCCGAGGGUCGCAGUCUAGUAUCAUGACACAGGAGCAAAUCCUGUCAAUGCUGGACCUCCGCACACUUAUGGAAAUCUGUCUCUUGAUGCCAUCACCGACAAGCCGGUGUGUGCCGAUCAACCGAAAGGAAGCUUUUCGAGAAAAGUUUGCCACCACGAGGACCUUACACUGCCAGAGACGAAAAGAUUCAGCAUCUGCUGUUGACGUUGAGGUCACGGAAAAAAAUAUGCAAGAAAACCUGCGGUCUAUCUUCGGACGCUCCCUAUCGCAAACCACGCUUGAAUGGGAGGAUUGCGGUCGAGAUUCUGGAGAAGAUAUUUGCGGGGGUGCCAUCUCACUGGGUAUGACAGUGCCAGGCCAUCGUCGCACGGACAUGCUUCGGUUUAUGGACAGUUCCAUAACGGUCGUCAUGGGUGACGCGAUCGGAGAAGGGAUACGCAGUGCCGUGGCAGCUAGUUCUGAGUGGGACGGAGAUUGA